AUGCAUGUAAUGCUUGAUAUGUUGCGCCCAAAAGUAGCAAGAAGUCGUUUUCUGCUGGCAGCUGACGCUGUCCGGGAGUUAGUUCUGGUUUGGGUCGCGGAUUGUGUAGCAAGCGCCUCCCGAAAACUUUCGGAGGUGAAGAAUAGGAAUUAUAUCAUCCAGUUUUCUACAGCAAGCGAAUUAAUGGAUAGCAGUGUUGUAGUUCCAAAAAUUACUGAUUCGGAAGGAAUACAUGUACAAAAUGAAUUCUAUCGAUUCGAAGAUGCUAAUGGAACGUUCAUCUAUAAGGAAGAAAUUCCGCAUUUGUAUCAUCCAGAACGCAACACGUUGUUUGUCCAAUUUGAUGACCUUUUCUCUUUCAGUAAUACGCUGGCAUCAGCGCUUGAAUUGCAGUUUUAUAGACUAUAUCCAUAUCUAUGUAAAUCGUUGCAUCUGACUAUCAUGGAUGGUUGCAACGAUGAUAAUAUCAGACAACGAAUGCAACGAAAGGAAUUUUAUGUCAGUAUUGGACAAAUUAGAAAUAAGCUUAGGGUGCGUGAGCUGACAGCUAGUAAAAUUGGUGCUUUGACGUGUAUUUCGGGGCAAGUGGUGCGGACACAUCCAGUUCAUCCUGAAUUGUAUAAAGGAGUUUUCAUUUGCGAUGACUGCGGGACGAAAGUAAAAAAUGUCGAACAACAAUUUCGUUACACACCGCCGGCGCAGUGCUCAAAUCAGCAAUGCAGUAAUCGUGGUCAUUUCCAGCUUGAUAUCUACGAAUCAUCAUUUAUCGAUUUUCAGAAAAUACGUAUGCAAGAGACACAGGCAGAAUUGCCACGAGGUAGUAUCCCAUUAAGUUUAGAUGUUAUCUUACGCGGUGAACUCGUUGAAACCAUACAGCCGGGUGACCGGUGCGAUUUCGUCGGUGCGCUGAUUGUUAUUCCAGAUGUAGCUCAGCUGAGUGCGCCAGGUCUUCGAGCAGAAGCUCCCAGUCGUAAUCGACGUCGUGGUAUAGGAAAGGAGCAAGAGGGUAUUACUGGCCUGAAGGCUUUGGGCGUGCGAGAUAUGAACUACAAAUUAGCAUUCCUGGCAUGUAAUGUCACGGCUUCAGUUCCUUCGUUUGGUAGUCGAGUUCUCGCACACGAAGAUUUAGACCACAAUGAGUUGUGGUCUCAGUUAUCGGAAAAUGAAAAAAAGGUGAUGCGUAAAAUGAGUGAAGAUAAAUCAAUCGCCCAGAAUCUUAUUCAUAGUUUGUUCCCAGAUAUUUAUGGCAAUGACGAGGUAAAACUUGGAGUGCUUUUAAUGCUUUUUGGUGGUGUUCAAAAACGAAGUGAAGGAGAAGGGACUAGCUUACGUGGUGAUAUAAAUGUUUGUUUGAUUGGUGAUCCAAGCACAGCGAAAAGUCAAAUUUUGAAGACGGUGGAGCACUUUUCACCGAGAGCGGUUUAUACUUCCGGCAAGGCAUCGUCAGCAGCUGGUUUAACAGCAGCAGUUGUAAAAGACGAAGAGUCAUUUGAGUUUGUUAUUGAAGCAGGAGCUUUGAUGCUCGCGGACAAUGGUGUUUGUUGCAUUGAUGAAUUUGACAAGAUGGAUGUGAAAGAUCAAGUUGCAAUUCAUGAGGCCAUGGAACAGCAAACUAUAUCGAUAACAAAAGCUGGCGUGAAAGCAACGUUGAAUGCUCGUGCUUCAAUUCUGGCAGCAGCGAAUCCGGUUGGUGGCCGUUACGAUCGGUCACGGCCAUUAAAGAAUAACAUACAGCUUUCUGCACCUAUCAUGUCUAGAUUCGAUCUUUUUUUCGUCUUAGUUGAUGAAUGCAAUGAGAUCGUAGAUUACGCUAUAGCUCGUCGCAUACUUGACACUCAUCGUCAACUGGCAACUCAAGAAAAACUAGAAACAGUUUACAGUUUAGACGACAUCCAUCGUUAUAUUACUUUUGCUCGAUGCUUCAAGCCGAGGAUUAGUGAUGCAGCUGCAAUACUUUUGGUUUGUGAGUACAAACGUUUACGAAUGAGCGAUAGUAAUAAUUCCACUACGUCAUCCUGGCGAAUAACUGUACGACAGCUAGAAUCACUAAUACGACUUUCCGAAGCACUUGCUCGACUUCAUUGUGAAGGCGAAGUCAAGGUGGAGCAUGUUCAUGAAGCUUCAAAGCUACUGAGCAAGUCGAUAGUACGCAUCGAACAGCCUGAUAUUAUUUUGCAAGAAGAUGAUGCACUUCUGGAAGCUGAAAUGAUAGAGACAGCAGAGCUAAGUGCUGUUCGAGAACGAAAUCAAGAAGCGGUGGGAAGUACGAUCAGAACUGAAGAUGAUGGGACGAGAAAAGUUGAUUCUGGGAAGUUGAAAAUCAAAUUUGAACUUUACAAACGGAUAGCCGAUAUGUUAGUACUGCAUAUAAGACAUGAUGAAGAAACGGAGGAAAAUACUGAAAAUUGGGAAGGCGUCCGGCAAUCACAGCUUGUUCAAUGGUAUUUGGAUAUGAUGGAAGAAAGCAUCGACUCGGAGGAGGAGUACAACCUUCAGAAAACUAUCUGUGAACGCGUUAUCAGGCGUCUUAUCACGGAAGAUAAUAUUUUGAUUCAGCUGAACGCAGAAACAGAUGAUGAUCCUGUUGUCGUUGUUCAUCCUAAUUAUGUUAUAAGUGAUGAGUAAAAAUUUAUUUUAUUGAAAGGUUUUAAUUAUAAAUCAAAUUACCAUUGAAAUUUUUUCUCUGUGACUGAACCAAAG
This is a messenger RNA of Loa loa (African eye worm), 2700 nucleotides long. Its product is annotated as DNA replication licensing factor mcm-6. Lineage: Eukaryota; Metazoa; Nematoda; Chromadorea; Rhabditida; Onchocercidae. Gene Ontology annotation, cellular component: nucleus; MCM complex. The record is from RefSeq and is a predicted model, not a curated record. Gene Ontology annotation, molecular function: single-stranded 3'-5' DNA helicase activity; ATP binding; single-stranded DNA binding. Gene Ontology annotation, biological process: double-strand break repair via break-induced replication; mitotic DNA replication; DNA replication initiation. Bases 1 to 2625 code for a protein of 874 amino acids. The transcript is spliced from 19 exons.